AUGGCACCUCGACGGUCGCACAAAAAGUCGCGGAAUGGUUGCGAUCAGUGCAAAGAGCGGAGAGUCAAGUGCGACGAGAAACAUCCAGUAUGCUCCAAUUGCACUGCUCGAGAGCUCAUUUGCACCUACUUGAGGAUCCCCCAAGCUUCGGUGCCGAGUCGCACUGCUCAUGCAGUGACCGAUCACUCCCCAGACCCACUGCCACCCCCUGGACGAGCACAGUCAAGGAGCUAUGGUGAGCAACCUAUCAGCCCUGUGGAUCUAACAGAGCCAAGGUUUGGCGUCCGGGAUCUCGAACUGAUGCACAGGUACUCCAUCGAGACCUACCGUUCUUUAUGUGGAGACCAGUCCGACACGCACGACUGGCAGGUCCUCGUCCCGCAACAAGCAUCCAGUCAUACUUUCCUGCUUCAUGGAAUUCUUGCAUUAGCAGCAUUGCACACCGCAGCCACUGCCAUUGAGCCCAAUCGCGUGCUGUCUUAUCUUGACACCGCGCUUCAAUACCAUAACAUGUCUUUCACUCCUUUUCGACAAGCACUGGAGACUCUCACUCCCCUUAACUGCGAUGCAGUCGUCGCCCACUCCGCAAUAAUAACCAUUAUCGGCAUCGCCUUACCACGCCUCAACGCACAGUACAGAGGCGAAUGCUCCAGCAUGGUCGAAAAUAUAGUCACUAUGUUCGAGCUACUCCAAGGUUCGACCAAGAUCUCCCGUCUCAGUCGACCAUGGCUAAAGGCCAGUAUGCUCUCAAACCACGAUUUCUGGCAGAUGGAGUCUGGGGAGUUAGGAUCCGGGGAAGCCGAGGCUAUCGCGCAUCUAAAACAUUUGAAUGACCGCAUCGGCAAUGCGGAUGAUGGGAAUUGUCGCGCUAACGGUGAGGCGGUCGAUUUGUUACGGUCUUGUUUUGCGAAGUUUGCUCGUUCGCCUCAUCCUGUUGCUAUUCUUGCCUGGUUGCUCUAUGUAAACAAAGAGUUUAUUGAUGGGUUGCGAGUACGCCGGCCAGUUCCGUUGCUUGUCUUAAUGCAUUGGGGCGUUCUGUUGAAUGAGCUCGGGAGUCAUUUUUGGUGGGCGGAGGGUUGCGGUAAAGACUUAGUGGCUGAGUUGUUGGCUGAGAUUAAGAGUGAAAAUCCUGUGUGGGAGCGGGCUUUGGAAUGGCCACGACAGGCGAUAGGGCUAUGAAGAUUAAAUAUUUUGUUAUCCAAAUGGUAGGAUGAAUACCAACUUGGU
Molecule: messenger RNA, 1227 nt
Organism: Aspergillus alliaceus
Lineage: Eukaryota; Fungi; Ascomycota; Eurotiomycetes; Eurotiales; Aspergillaceae
Product: Zn(II)2Cys6 transcription factor domain-containing protein
Exons: 2
Coding region: 1-1179 (392 amino acids)
Biological process (GO): regulation of transcription by RNA polymerase II
Molecular function (GO): zinc ion binding; DNA-binding transcription activator activity, RNA polymerase II-specific
Source: RefSeq, a predicted model, not a curated record